Molecule: messenger RNA, 525 nt
Organism: Exophiala aquamarina CBS 119918
Lineage: Eukaryota; Fungi; Ascomycota; Eurotiomycetes; Chaetothyriales; Herpotrichiellaceae
Exons: 2
Coding region: 1-525 (174 amino acids)
Source: RefSeq, a predicted model, not a curated record
AUGGCACAAAACGCCCAAGCCCAAAAACCAGUGAUCGACCGAGAUGAUGUGAAUGAUUGGGUCAAACGCUUUAACGAUGCUCUGGCCGAUUCCACCGUCAUCACUGGCGAGGCCGCCCCUGACGCUCGCCCAUGGGCAGAGUCGCUGUUCGGCUGCUUCAUGCCCAUCGACACCUGCGCGAUCACAUGCUGCGUGCCCUGCAUCACUUUCGGAAAGACCCACCAUCGAACCAGGAAGAAUGGAAACAUGGAAGGAUACAACUGCCUGAAUACCUCUUGUUUGAUGUUCGCCGGCUCCACCUGCUUCGGUCUACACUGGAUCCCCAUGAUCUUCCAGCGGGCAGAUAUCCGCCGGAAGUACAACCUGCAGGGCAGCUUCGUCAGCGAUCUCUUCACGUCGUGCUGCUGUGGUUGCUGCUCCCUCGUCCAGCAGGACAAGGAAGCCGAGCUGCGCGAGCAGGAGUUGGCCAAGAAAGCCAACGGUGCAGGCUACGCAAAGCCCGACGCGAUGUCAUACCCGGCAUGA